Dictyostelium purpureum is the source of this 786-nucleotide messenger RNA. RefSeq lists its product as uncharacterized. Lineage: Eukaryota; Evosea; Eumycetozoa; Dictyosteliales; Dictyosteliaceae. The record is from RefSeq and is a predicted model, not a curated record. The transcript has a single exon. The coding region runs from base 1 to 786 and encodes 261 amino acids.
AUGAUAGAAUCAGAUAAUAAUAAACUAAAUAACAAUAAAAAGAAAACGGUAGAUUUAAUAAUAAAGGAAUAUUCAAAUGACUACAAUCAAUUUGAAAAAUAUUUAAAACACCAGGAACCGCAGGGAAAAGAUUUAUAUCAAUAUAUGGUAUUAUCAAGAGCAACUUUUAAUGACAAUGAUAUAAUAGCAAAUCAAUUUUACAAUACCUUUAACACAUACUUAAAUAAUAGAAUAACGAUAGCAGAAACAGAUGAAGAGACAUUAGAUUUUAUAUUAGAAUUUUAUUCAAAAUCACUAAAUAAAAUAGAUAAAUUAUUUUCAAUCCUCUUUAAUACCAGUGACAUCAAUAAAUCACAACAAUAUACAGUAAACCAAUACUUUUAUAUAAUCGAUUCAAUAAUGAUAAUUCAAAAUAAACUUAUAACAACAGAGUCGGAAGUUAUCAGAAUGAAACCUUUGAUUUAUAAAUUCAUAGAUACAAUUUUACAAUAUUUUAAAAUUAAUUCAAUCUCAUUAAAUAUUGGGAACUAUAACAAGAUAUUGGAAGUGUAUUCAAAUUUUAAUGAUAAAGAAUCAAUUGUGAAAACUCUAGAUGACCUUUACCUAUCUUUUAUAAAACCAGAUAUGAACACAUAUAUGUUAGUAUUCCCAUUCCUAGACUCAAACCAAUCAAGCACCCUCAUGUCAAAAAUAAAAGGAAAUUCAAAUUUCAAAACUGGUAAAAAUACAUAUCAACUAUUAAAUGAACAAUUCGAAAAGCUAUUACAAGAAGAAAACAAUAAAUAA